CACAUUUCGGCGAGACGAACUAAUCUACAAUAAUGACGUCGACAUGAUUGGAUCAGGAGGGUUUGGCAUCGUUUAUCGAUGUCAACUACGAAAUUCGCUGUCAAAUUCAAGUCAAAUCGUGGCGCUAAAGGUUCUCGCUACUCCGUGCAAACUUAGACCGAAGUAACUGGGUGUGGCCUUAAUUAACUAAUUAAAGAUUCUUGCAGGGAGUUGGGAGCAUUUGUGGGGGAAGCGAGUAUAUUAAAGUCUCUUGUGGACUGUCCUCACAUCGUUCGGUUCUUGGGGCUAUGCAUUGACCCUGGCCACUAUGCAAUUGUCAUGGAAUAUGUCGAAUAUGGUAAUUUGGAAAACAUGUUGCUUUCAGGAGUAGACGAGCAUCCAGUGAUCAAACAGUGGAAUUGUCGUAUUCGAAUGGCAGCAGACAUUGCUAAAGGAAUGAACUACUUACACAGUCGAGCGAAACCAAUUAUUCAUGGAGAUUUGAAGACUGCAAAUGUAUUGGUGGAUUGCAACUACUGUUGUAAAAUUAUUGAUUUUGGGUUGGCAAAAGUGUGAGAAAUUUCAGAGCAAACACCAAGAGACCAACCUUGUGCUGGUACAGUGUCAUUCACUGCACCUGAAGUAUUUGAGGCAAAAGUGGAGAAGGGGAAGGAAAAGAAAGUUGACGUUUACUCAUAUGCAAUUGUUCUGUGGCAGCUGAAGGAACUGAAAUGUGUUAAUGCUGGUGUAAAUCAUGCCGUCAUUCGAGCUAAUGUGGUGGUUGGUGUCAGGCCUCCACUAAGUAAUGAUGAUGAGUGCCUAGAAGAAUAUAGAGAUCUCAUUGUUCGUUGCUGGAAUGCAGAGCCGGAUGUCAGGCUACACUUCAAAGAAAUUGUGACAAUGUGUGUGGGAAUGAUCAAACAGUAUGACAACUUACAUGAAGUAGAGCAGCGAAAAGAAUGUCAGAAUGGAUUUGUUAGUGAGGAUCAUUUGAGAAACAAAAUGACUUGUCCACAUUGUCGUAAAGAUUCUUGUUUUGAGUGCAAACAGAAGUGGAAACCACAACAUGAUGAUCUAACAUGUGAUGAGUUUCGUAACUGGCAGAUUACUAAUGAUCCAGAAAAUCAGCGGAGAGGACUGGCUGCUCAACUGGACAGAGAUGGCAUUGAUUGCCCUAGAUGCAAGUUUAGAUAUGCUUUAGCCAAAGCAGGUUGUAUGUGCUUUAAGUGUACACAGUGUCCUCAUGAAUUUUGCAGUGGCUGCUCACAACCUUAUCUGAGAGCGAAGGCCUGUCAAAGAUUUGAUGAUUGUAGAACACGUGGUCUUCAUGCUCACCAUCCUCGUGAUUGUUUGUUCUUUUUACGAGAAAACUCAGUACAAGACUUGCAACAGCUGUUGGACGUGCACCAUAUUGAAUAUGAGACAGAAAUACCACCAGCUGCAGGUGCACAGGAUGUAGAAGAAGAGGCACCAGAGGUGGCUGCUGCAGUACGUGAUCAUGGAUUGACCUGUAUGGUUACAGAACAAAAGAAACACCCGAUGGACUGCAAGAUGAGCCAUGUGGUUGAGUCUGUAAAGAAGGGUUCGUAGGACUGUGCAAACUUCAUUACAAGGAGUAUUUGGUUCAACUGAUCAAUGUCAACAACAUUGAUCCUAUUGACACUAUGAAUGAAGAUUACAUUCUACCUGUACUGCGUCGUGAGAAGAAGGAAGUUCCUGCAAGGCAGAUUGGUGAGUCAGAUGCAGACUACGUAGAGAGGCUGCGACAGUAUGUAAAAAAUGAAAUUCAUCUUCAGCAAAGAGAUGGACGUGGGGUGUUGCAGGGAAUGUGUGAAGUCAUUCUGUAACUGUAUCUUUUUACAUAAUUAUGGCAAGUCUUUUGAGAUGACGUGAAUUUUUAGAGUACUGUUUGCAAGUGGAAUGUCAUAGUAAUUCUUAGCAAGUUGAUUAUUGUGUAUUGUAUUCUACUUUGAUGUAGUAGCUAUGACAGGUGAAUGUUGCUAACAAGUGGUUUGUCAAUACAUCUAUGAUGACUGAACAGAAGUGGCAAGGUGGAGAGAGAGUGUUGAUUCAAGAAUUCUAAUAUGAUGUUUAAUUAAUUAAAGAAUCAAAUUAGUAAAAGUUUUUAGUACUGACACAUUGGCUGGUACAUGUACA
Messenger RNA from Corticium candelabrum, 2136 nucleotides. Its product is annotated as E3 ubiquitin-protein ligase RNF31-like. Gene Ontology annotation, cellular component: LUBAC complex. The record is from RefSeq and is a predicted model, not a curated record. Gene Ontology annotation, biological process: protein linear polyubiquitination. Bases 880 to 1569 code for a protein of 229 amino acids. Gene Ontology annotation, molecular function: zinc ion binding; linear polyubiquitin binding; K63-linked polyubiquitin modification-dependent protein binding. The transcript is spliced from 11 exons. NCBI's taxonomy places the organism in Eukaryota, Metazoa, Porifera, Homoscleromorpha, Homosclerophorida, Plakinidae.